This is a messenger RNA of Entrophospora candida, 329 nucleotides long. NCBI's taxonomy places the organism in Eukaryota, Fungi, Glomeromycota, Glomeromycetes, Entrophosporales, Entrophosporaceae. The record is from the annotation of a GenBank genome assembly.
AUGAAUGCUGGAGUAUGGUUAGAUUCACCAGAAAAAUUGGUCAGAGAGACUAUUAGACAAAGAAUAUUGGUAGCACCUAAAUAUAAUCUAUCCAAAGAUCUAUCCACCAUCAACGAAACCUCCUAUAUGUGUGAAGUAUUAACGCCAUUAUUCACUAUAGCUAUGAGUGGAUUACCUGUAGAAUGCGUAGUCUGGAGUGAUUUAAAAUUCGCUGAAAAACCAGAUUAUACUCUUGUUACCCAGAUAGGAGAUACAAGAAUCGAAAUGCUAUAUAGUGAAACUGGUUGUCCCAUUUCUGACAAAUCAAAACAGCAACGAGAUUAUAGGAA